This is a messenger RNA of Drosophila subobscura, 1512 nucleotides long. It is a transcript of the gene qm, whose product is annotated as geranylgeranyl pyrophosphate synthase. The transcript has 7 exons. Gene Ontology annotation, biological process: isoprenoid biosynthetic process. Bases 270 to 1289 code for a protein of 339 amino acids. Gene Ontology annotation, molecular function: prenyltransferase activity. The record is from RefSeq and is a predicted model, not a curated record. Lineage: Eukaryota; Metazoa; Arthropoda; Insecta; Diptera; Drosophilidae.
CGUUUCACAACAAUAUACAAAUGGCUGGACGCAGAAUAAUUUCAAUAACAGUCUUUUUCUGGUCUUAAAGCAGUGCGCGGCGUUGCUCUUGUUGUGUCUUCAAACCGUUUUCCACGCUCAAGUAAACGUGCGGCGUACGAAACAAUUCUAGUCACGCGUAUCGCGGCGCUUCGUUGUAAACAUCGCCACCUCCCCCUCGACACGCCACACACAGAAACGGAACACAACACAACACAACAAAAAGCAAAGGCAAGACUCGCGGCCCAACAAUGGAAGAACUGAACAGCAUACUGCAGAAAACCAAAGAUAAAUCAACGCAGAAAGAGCAGGAUGAGAUUCUGCUGCAGCCCUUCACAUACAUACAACAGAUUCCUGGCAAACAAUUUCGCUCGGAGCUGGCCUUGGCCUUCAAUCACUGGUUGCUCAUACCGGCCGAAAAACUGGCGCAGAUUGGCGACAUUGUACAAAUGCUGCAUAAUUCCAGUUUGCUCAUUGAUGAUAUUGAAGACAAUUCGAUACUUCGCAGAGGUGUGCCGGUGGCCCAUUCAAUCUAUGGCGUGGCCAGCACCAUAAAUGCGGCCAACUAUGCUCUGUUUCUGGCCCUGGAGAAGGUGCAGCUGCUGGGACAUCCAGAGGCAACCAAAGUGUAUACGGAACAGCUGCUGGAGCUGCAUCGAGGCCAGGGCAUGGAGAUAUACUGGCGUGAUAGCUUCACAUGUCCCUCCGAAUCGGAUUACAAACUGAUGACUGUGCGCAAGACGGGCGGCCUGUUCAUGCUGGCCAUUCGCCUCAUGCAGCUGUUCAGUGCCAACAAGGAGGAUUACUCAAAACUGACGGCUAUUUUGGGCCUGUACUUUCAAAUACGCGAUGAUUACUGCAACUUGAGUUUGAAAGAGUACACGGAGAACAAGAGCUUUGCCGAGGAUUUGACGGAGGGCAAGUUUGGUUUUCCAGUGAUCCAUGCGGUGCGUUCGCAAAAGCAGGACAAACAGGUUCUACACAUAUUGCGCCAGCGCACGCACGACAUUGAGGUCAAGAAGUACUGCAUCAGUUUGCUGGAAAAACUGGGCAGUUUUCAGUACACACGCAAGGUUCUCGAGACGCUGGAUGCUGAGGCGCGAGCAGAGGUGAUGCGUUUGGGCAGCAAUCCCUACAUGGACCGGCUACUCAAUAAGCUGCUCUCGUGGAAGACCAGCGACAGUGCCAGCAUUACGCAAUCGAAUCAGAUCAAUCACAACAACGUGACCGCCCGCAACAGCCCCAACCAGAACACACUGAACUGCAAUUAACAGCCAAAGAGGCAAAAGAGGGAGCAAUCGUGAAUUGCGAAUGGCGAAGCCUCUUUUGCUGCUAACCCAAGAACCGAGCCGAGGGCCAGGGCCAGGGCGAGAGCCAGCGCCUGCCUGAGUGCGCCCCUAAUGCGUUUUCUGCAAAAACUGAAAAUAUUCUGAGAUUUAUGUUCCACUUUUGCUUCCCCGAAAGCUCACAAGUAGCCAAACUCUAACUAAAACU